GACCCCACUUUACAAACUGGUCCCACAAAAAAUUCAUAUUAUUAUUUUAUUAUUUUUCUCUCUCUAAACCCUAAAAAUCGCAAAUGCUAUUCAAUUCAAAUUCACCCAUACCCCAACUUCUUUAACCACAUCAUCUAACGCCUAAUAUCUAACCACGUUUCCUCCGACUUCAAUCUCAACCCUUUAUGACACCUGUCAAGGGCAAAAUUAAGGUCAAGUGAGAGAAUUCAACUUCACCGUCCGAUCAUAACUUACAGAAAAUCGACGACUCGUAUUUUACCCGGAGUUUCCACGGGCAGAUCUUGAUUGCCUUUAUUAACCCUUCCCAUCCUUCACUUAUUCCUCGCUCUCAUCAAGUGGAAACCCUAAUUUCAUCCCUUUUUGUUUCUCUCUCCACAAAAAACCAAAUUAAGUAAAUCCCCAAAUUUUUCCGGUGAUUUCUUAUCCGAAAAGGGUUUAAUGGUGCAAAGGUGACCGGGAAUCCCGGAUAGUUGCCGGUAAUGACGUCGGCGAUUUUAAUGAGCAGAAAUGAGACGAAUAAUUUCCUCUCACAUAACAAUCAUCAACAAUCUUCAAACAAUUACAUGGGUAAAAGCCCUUUUCAUAACCCUAACCGUAACCCUAACCCUUAUUUAGCUAAUCAGCACCAUUUUUCCAGGAAGCAGUUAAAUCAUGAAAAUGGAGAUUUGCCAUCUACUACAUCUACAGAUGAUGCGUUGUCGUUUAAUCAUCGUGUGAAUCAAGAGAAAUUCGGUGAUUAUGUCAGUUUCGAUCUUUCGAGUUUAUCAAAAUCGGAGAUCCGGUCGUUGAAGACUCGAUUGGAAUCGGAUCUUGACAGAAUUCGGGCGCUUUCAAAUCAAAUCAAUUCGAAUCCCCGAAACGUUUCUGUAAACAAUCACGUGAAGAAACGUCCGUUGCCGUUUCAACCGCAAUUGAAGGAGGCGAAACGUGGGAAAGUUCAACAAUCUGGUGAAUUAUCGAGAGUGGCAAGUCCCGAGGUGAUGAAAAUGUGCGCGCAUGUGUUAACGAGGAUGAUGAAACAGAAAUUAGGGUAUGUAUUUAAUGAACCUGUUGAUGUAAUUGGAAUGGGGUUACAUGAUUAUAAUCAGAUAGUUAAGAAACCAAUGGAUUUAGGUACAAUUAAGAAGAAAUUAAGCGGAAGGGUUUAUCGUAAUCCUGAUGAAUUUGCUUUAGAUGUUAGAUUAACUUUCAAUAAUGCUCUUUUGUACAACCCUAAAGGGCAUGAAGUUCAUUCAUUGGCUGAGAAAUUUCUUGCGAAAUUUGAGGAAUUUUUCCAGCCUGUUUCGAUGAAGUUUCAGUUGGAAAAGACCCAAUCUUUCAGUCGGGAUGAAAAUGCUGAAUUUCCGAGGAAUGAAGAAUUUGUCAUUGUUGAUGAUGAAGCUCAGGGUAGUUCUUGGAGUAAAAAUCCGUCUCCUGUGCAGAAAUCUGAACCUGCACCACUACCUCCUCGAGCUGUUGAAUCUAUUCUUGUUCCGACGCCAACACCAACAUCAACACCAAUGCCAGCUCAAGCAAAACCUCCUCCAGCUGAACAGGAUGUGAUAGCGGUGAGAGAGAGGGUGAGGAGUGUGAAGUUGCCAAAGCCGAAAGCGAAGGAGCCAAAUAAAAGGGAGAUGACAAUGGAAGAGAAGCAUAAAUUGGGAGAAGGGCUGCAAAGUUUGCCUGUAGAGAAGAUGAGUCAAGUGAUACAGAUUAUUAGAAAAAGGAAUGGGCAUUUGACACAAGAUGGGGAUGAAAUUGAGCUGGAUAUUGAAGCUGUUGAUACAGAAACACUUUGGGAACUUGAUAGGUUUGUUACUAAUUUUAAGAAGAUGGUUAGUAAAGUAAAGAGACAAGCUUUAAUGGAUAUGCAGAACAACAAUGUAGGUCAUCUUAAAGAACAUAAUCAGUUGCAGGUGGAAGGAAGCCAGAGAGUGAUGGAGACCACGAAGGCGGUGAAGAGGGGUGCUGGAGAUGACGAGGAUGUAGACAUUGGAGAUGAAAUGCCAGUGCAUGACUUUCCACCAGUGGAGAUUGAUAAAGACGAUGACAGAAAUCAAGGUGGUGGUGGUGGUGGUGGUGGUGCAAGUAGCAGUUCAAGUAGUUCAGGCAGUUCAAGCAGUGAUUCAUCCUCUUCUAGUGAUUCUGAUUCGGGGAGUUCAUCGGGCAGUGAUUUGGAUGUUGACGACGCCCAAUCUCGCGACAAUGAGUCUAAGAAUAUCCCCCAUUGAUAGGGUAAGGAAUUGAGAAUGUUGGUAAUGCUGGGGAUAUUGCUCAAUGACCUCAAUUGCUGUGUUUUUGGGUGAAGUAAGCAUGAUAUAUUUUUGUUGUUUGUUGCUGCUGUUAGAAACCCACCAAUGGAUAUGGUAAUGUGGAAGUUUGCUUUGACUAGACUCAGGGUUAAAGACUCAUUUGUACAGAGGAAGAGAAUUAUGAGGAGUAGCUUUGGUUUUCUAAUAUUAAUUGUUGGGUAUCAUAUGAUUGUCAUGGAAGAAACAGAACAGAUCAACAGAUGAUUGAUGAUUGAUGAUUGAUGAUGGGUUUUCUUUGUGCCCAAGGGAAGAAUUGAGAAGAGGAUGCUUCACAAUCUGAAUGUAGAGAUGCUAGUAGUGAUUUGUGCGGGUCACAAACAGAACGAAAAAGAGAGUUGUAAGGUAGGGCAAGUAAUUUAGGUUAGUAAAGAAGGUAGAUGGCCCUCCAAAAAAAAUCUUAGGAAGUGAACCUUAGAAUUGAAGGUAUGAGAUGUUCUUUUAUUUUUUGUUUGAUUUUUAGAGGAGGGUUUUUAGGAAUGGAGAAAGUUGGAAUACUUUUGUACACAUGACAACACCUUUUGCUUAUAAAUACAUGAGAAGAUUUUAUGAAUCAAAAAGAGCAAAUCUCUAUUUCUAGUUGGAUAUUCCAUUGAAGAAAAAUAAUUGAAAGUGACAUUUAUCUCGAAUUUGAUAAUACUCUCUUCGUUCUCUCAAGUUCGUUGGAGUGCAUAAAAAGCGUUCAACUCGAGACUCGAGACGGGUGUCGUACUUCUUCAUAUGUAGAGAGUAGAGACUAAGUUCACACGAGAGGUGAGUAGAAUAGUCAUUUGUGUCAAAUGAUGAAUUUGACAAUCUGUGCUUAGCUGCUGAUUUGCUGGUCCAGCAAGAAGAUGUUCUUUUCCAGUUAAGAUAGUUUUGUCACAAAGUUUAGAGUUCUGACCCAAGGUGAGUUUGUGAGUUGUGAAACAAACUAAAAAGUUAACAAACCAACAUACAAAAUUCAGAAACAUGCUUUAAUAUUUGCAAUGAUCAUUGAUCAUCAAUUAACUCUUAUUAUUAUAGGGGAACAAAACUAUCAGAUGAUUCGAUACUUUUUGAUUUGAAUCUUAGGAUAUAUGAUUGAAAUUCCAACUCGAAUUGGAUUAUAUGACUUGAAAAUUCGGAUAUAAAUUCAGACAUUCGACUUUUGAAUAUUCA
Messenger RNA from Amaranthus tricolor (Joseph's coat), 3449 nucleotides. RefSeq names its product transcription factor GTE7-like. The record is from RefSeq and is a predicted model, not a curated record. NCBI's taxonomy places the organism in Eukaryota, Viridiplantae, Streptophyta, Magnoliopsida, Caryophyllales, Amaranthaceae. The transcript has 3 exons. The coding region runs from base 501 to 2231 and encodes 576 amino acids. Gene Ontology annotation, molecular function: protein binding.